This is a messenger RNA of Ustilaginoidea virens, 2403 nucleotides long. RefSeq lists its product as uncharacterized. The record is from RefSeq and is a predicted model, not a curated record. Gene Ontology annotation, cellular component: membrane; endoplasmic reticulum. Gene Ontology annotation, biological process: GPI anchor biosynthetic process. Bases 1 to 2403 code for a protein of 800 amino acids. The transcript has 8 exons. NCBI's taxonomy places the organism in Eukaryota, Fungi, Ascomycota, Sordariomycetes, Hypocreales, Clavicipitaceae.
AUGCACCCGUUUUCUAUUCUCACUCUCGGCAUUUUCAUAGCUGGCUACAUCACCGCGCGCUGGGAUCUGGUUACCCGCCUCUAUGAGUUGGCCAUCUUUGCUGUUGAAUACGGAGUAGUGAUACGCGCUGCGAAGGGCGUAAUUGCCUUGACUGCACUGUUCGUCGCCAUUUUUGCACCGGUAGCCUGGAUUGCGAGAAAGGAAACUUACUUGCACCCAAGGGCCCCUGCCAUCGGGUUAUCUGCUAGGGAGCAGUUGAGACGGCGCGAGCAUGAUGGACUGAUGCGAGUGUUCUGGCCAACGGACAUUCGCAAGUCCGAUCGUCCUGGGGUGGUGGUUGGGUGGAGGAAUUCGACCUUGGAUGUUUUUGUUGUCGCCAUUCUGGAAGAUGUGGAGGCCCAGAAAGUCGAGAUUCAUCUCAAAGAGGGCACAUUUUUCAGGAAUGCGCCUCACUCUCCUGCUCGAAUAUACGACCUAUGUGGGCAUGCAUCAAUGCAUGUCCUCGGCAUAUCAAACACAAUGACAACGCGGGACAUUGAUCAGUCUUGGGUUUGUUCGGUAUACUGCCCAUCCUCCAGAAUCCCAACUAUUACCUGCGCCAAGGCAUCCAGCAUACAACUCAUCCUCUAUGAUAGACCUCAACCGAAGUACAUGCAAUAUGUCUCCUUGACCCCGAUCGCCCUCGCACUAGGAGACAGCCAACCCCCGAUAGAUGACGGCAGGAUUGAUGAUGAUGCCGAGGAUGCAAUAGAACGACAAGAACGGGUGGCGAAAGAGACGAAGCGAAAGCUUGUCGAGAAGUUGAAGCAGCACAGCAUCUAUAAGCGAGUGCCCUCCGCAAGAGACAAGGCAUUACGCAAGAUCAUUAACCAAAUCAACUGGUCUUGGGAGCUAGAACAAAUCCUGCUGAAAAACGUCGGACGCCUGGGGUCUCGCCCCAAGCGAAGUCUCAGCGUAUCAGAGCAGGUCAUGGAAUCUGCCUUUACUAUGAGGAACUAUGUACUCACACAACUCUGGGCAAUCUUCUCCGUGUACCUAUUUCCGACCUUGUGCAAGAUUUUCAACAUAGUCCUCAUGGGUCACCGUAUGGCUGCAGAACUGUUUCUGCUCCUUCUCGAGUUCCGGAUAAAGCCAGGAUAUGCCGCAUUGAAGGAUAUAUCGGCAACGGCGCAGCAGAUCGAAAUUCGCCUGCAACAGUUCUGCUACUGGCCCAUGCAGUAUUCGACUUUACGGCAAAGGAAGAUGAAUUGGGCCAGUAUAACGACUAGUCACCCUGAUUAUAUCCGAUUCUACAAUAGUCUCUGGCUCGUUGCCAACGACGUGAUCAUCGGCAUGGCUCUCGGCUCGUACAUAAUUGAACAUGCUGACGGGCUCGCAACGCAACUCGGCGACCUUCUGCGGGUAUAUACUGUCGAAGCUCUUCGGCGUAGCAUCUCAUGGCUCAUGGGCUGGCCGGCCGGUUUGAAGCUUAAUAGUGAAUUGGCCGAAUUCUUGGGCGAGCUGUUCCUUUGGGUAAUUGAUUAUUGGUCAAGUUGCAUCAAUGCACUGCAUCCCGUCUUGCCAAAAGUUGUCUGGUUUAUUGGAUUUACAUCCUUUGCAGGUGCCAGCAUGCCGAUUGCGCUCUGCUCGGAUCUCCUCUCGGCCUUGACUGUGCACAUCUACUCGUUUUAUCUAGCUUCGGCACGCAUCUAUCAUUGGCAGCUGACAAUACUCCAAUCCUUGUUUCAUCUAUUCCGGGGCAAGAGACACAACGUGCUCCGUAACCGUAUCGAUUCGUGCGACUACGACUUGGACCAGCUGCUUCUCGGCACCAUUCUGUUUACGCUUCUGUUCUUCUUGCUUCCUACAGUUGUUGUCUUCUACCUCAAUUUCGCCAUUGCUAGGAUGAUUAUAAUAUCCAUGAAAGCGGGAUUCGACACUCUGCUUUCCUGUUUAAAUCAUUUCCCGCUUUUCGCCGUCAUGUUGCGGGUCAAAGAUGAAAAGAGGCUACCAGGCGGAAUUCGUUUCGAGCUUCGCGAUGAUCAAGAUGAUGGAUCUAGCGACAGCCAAUCUCCCAAUAAGACCCCAACAUCCAUCAUCUACCUCAAGUCGGUUCCCUUGAAAUUUAGCGACAUGUUCAACCAGUAUUCUCAGCUGGCUCAUCGUAUCCGGAAACACUACUUGUCACCUCGAGUUUUGCUGUGCCUCCUCACAGGCCAGUUUGUGCCUCCUAUCAACCGCAAGAAUUUGUACAGUCUACAAUACAGCAUGUUGCCAUCGCGACGGGCAACAGUGUGGGAGAUGUGGCGAGCGAUGAAUACCCAACUUACCCAGAAGCGAGCGUUCCAAUUACCCAUAAUACCUCCUUUGCCUAAUGGUGGGAAAAGAAUGGCUAAUACCGGGCGCACGAGGUCAUACCACUGA